GGCCUGCCAGUGAGAAGGAACGCAGUGAAUUCAGAGGUUGUGUUUCAUACAAGAAAUUAUUGGUAGGAAUAAUCCUCAAAUACUCUGUGGUUGAUUCGAAUAGUGGGUUGCUUGAAGCGGAUUGAGAGCAAAACAAUAUCGUAUUUCGUCGGAGGAGGCCCUGAGACGGAAGUUUCAUUUGGAUGCCCACAUCAGAGCUCAACCAGGUUUCAGCAUGAACAGGAACAAGCGGGAAAAGGAGUACUACAGUUUAGAUGUCGGUGAUUCAACAUUCACGGUGCUGAAGCGCUACCAGAACCUACGGCCCAUUGGGUCCGGAGCGCAGGGGAUCGUAUGCUCAGCGUAUGACCACAACCUUGAACGAAAUGUGGCGAUCAAGAAACUCAGCCGGCCUUUUCAGAAUCAAACCCAUGCCAAAAGAGCUUACAGAGAACUGGUGCUCAUGAAGUGUGUAAACCACAAAAAUAUUAUUGGCCUACUAAAUGUAUUUACACCACAGAAAACACUUGAAGAAUUCCAAGAUGUUUACCUUGUAAUGGAGCUGAUGGAUGCCAACCUGUGCCAGGUGAUUCAGAUGGAGCUGGAUCACGAGCGGCUGUCCUACCUGCUGUACCAGAUGCUGUGUGGCAUCAAACACCUCCAUGCGGCCGGGAUCAUUCACAGGGAUUUGAAACCCAGCAACAUUGUGGUGAAGUCGGACUGUACGCUGAAGAUCCUGGACUUUGGACUGGCCAGGACAGCAGCCACGGGCCUGCUCAUGACCCCGUACGUGGUGACGCGCUACUACCGAGCCCCAGAGGUCAUCCUCGGGAUGGGUUACCAAGCCAACGUGGAUAUUUGGUCUGUGGGAUGCAUUAUGGCAGAAAUGGUUCGCCACAAAAUCCUUUUCCCAGGAAGGGACUAUAUUGAUCAGUGGAAUAAGGUUAUAGAGCAGUUAGGAACCCCGUCCCAGGAGUUUCUGAUGAAGCUCAACCAGUCCGUCAGGACCUAUGUGGAGAACAGGCCCAGGUAUGCUGGGUACAGCUUCGAGAAGCUUUUCCCUGAUGUCCUUUUCCCUGCCGACUCAGAGCACAACAAGCUGAAAGCGAGCCAAGCGAGAGACCUGCUAUCCAAAAUGCUGGUAAUAGACGCGUCCAAGCGGAUCUCGGUGGACGAGGCUCUGCAGCACCCCUACAUUAAUGUGUGGUACGAUCCGGCAGAGGUGGAGGCACCCCCGCCGCUGAUCACUGAUAAGCAGCUGGAUGAGCGGGAGCACACCGUGGAGGAGUGGAAAGAGUUGAUAUAUAAGGAGGUGCUAGACUGGGAGGAGAGGAUGAAGAAUGGAGUGAUCCGAGGACAGCCGGCCUCUUUAGGUGCAGCAGUAAUCAACGGCUCCCAGCACCCAUCGACGUCCUCGUCAGUCAAUGAUGUGUCCUCCAUGUCCACCGACCCCACCCUGGCUUCCGACACAGACAGCAGUUUAGAAACUUCAGCGGGACCCCUGGGCUGCUGCAGAUGACUAUCAACCCGCCUUCGUCCUACUGUUUGUGUUCGAUGGUAUAGAUAUUAGGCCAGUUUUUUUUCUUUCUUUUUUUUUUAAUGC
Molecule: messenger RNA, 1582 nt
Organism: Megalops cyprinoides (Indo-Pacific tarpon)
Lineage: Eukaryota; Metazoa; Chordata; Actinopteri; Elopiformes; Megalopidae
Gene: mapk8b
Product: mitogen-activated protein kinase 8b
Exons: 12
Coding region: 215-1498 (427 amino acids)
Biological process (GO): JNK cascade; protein phosphorylation
Cellular component (GO): nucleus; cytoplasm
Molecular function (GO): JUN kinase activity; ATP binding
Source: RefSeq, a predicted model, not a curated record